Molecule: messenger RNA, 2693 nt
Organism: Dioscorea cayenensis subsp. rotundata (Guinea yam)
Lineage: Eukaryota; Viridiplantae; Streptophyta; Magnoliopsida; Dioscoreales; Dioscoreaceae
Product: serine/threonine/tyrosine-protein kinase HT1-like
Exons: 5
Coding region: 811-2466 (551 amino acids)
Biological process (GO): protein phosphorylation
Molecular function (GO): ATP binding; protein kinase activity
Source: RefSeq, a predicted model, not a curated record
AGUGGGAUGUUUUUCUUUUCCACUAGUUAUAGUUUACAUCAUAGAAUUGUCAUCUAGAUAUACAUGAGGAAGUUCAACGAAGGAUGGGAUAUUUUUUUCCCCACUAACUAUAGCUGAUAUUGUUGAAUUGUCAAUAUAGGUUCUUGUGUUGGAAUUUGUAAUCUUUUCAAGAUUUUUUUUUCCUUCACUUAAGGUCUGGCAAGGAGUAAUUUUUGUUAUCUAUGCUAUAUUCCCAACAAUACAUUAGAUCAGGCCUUUCCAUUCUAUGUUUCCUAAGUUCUGGUUCAUUAGCUUGUGGGAUUAAUGGAAUGCAAAACAACAAAAGAAGUUUCUUCUCAAUCUUUCAUAUGUAAUAAUGAUCUUUAUUUUCUUUAAUUCUGUCUUAGUGUUAUUGGCAUGAUAAACUUGUGGAAGUUCAAUCUAGUAAAAAAAAAGCCUUCCUUGAAACUUGGUUUGCUGCUUUAGAAAUUUUAAAUAUGAUUUGAUUUCUACUUGCACGAAACUAAAAUGAUGAUUCUACCUUCAAAUUGAAUGCCAUUGUUUUUGUCUGUGGUUUAUCUCUGGUACGUCUCCUUCUUUGAAUGAAAUUCACUUUCUAUGUAAUCUGAUUUUGAGUUCAUUUGGUGAAGGUCUAUACAAAAGUCUAUACUUCGUUGUUGACCUUGCUUCUUUGAUUGGUUGUAUAGGUUUCCAAGUAAUGGCUUCACUAGAUGAAACUUCUUGGUUGCAAGGCCCCUGGCUCAGCCUCGUAGUCUGAUUCUUUCAGUCUUGGUACUUCUUACAGAAGUUUGUUUGAUUUAGCAAAAAAGAAUGGAGGAAGUUACUAGCUCUUGGGUGAGGAGGACAAAGUACUCGCGCACUGUUUGCCACCGUCUUGAUUCAUGUCAAUCACCACUGUCUGUGAUCACCAUCCAAGCGGACCAAGAAUUGAAGCCAAAUAGCUUGGGCAAAGAUUCAUCUAAAUUAUCAUCACCACUCUCUUCCUCCAGUACCAUUGACAACUUUGUAAGACAAAAGCCUACUCGCUCAAGAUUGUAUUCUUCGAAUUCACUGCCACCUCAAUUUUCUUUGCAGAAUGAUGGUAAUAGCAGGUUGAAGCCAAGGAGAACUAGUUUGGACUUACCACACUUUUCUUUCUUCCCUGAUCAAGAUCAGAAAUCAAAAAUACAGCACUCUUUGAGGAAUGCUCAAACGGAUUUUCAUUCUCAUAAAUCAAGUCUGUUUAGACAUAAAAUUCCAUUGCUGUCUAAGCCAAAUCAAAGGUCUUUGUCCCCUAUUCCCACUACUGUCCUCUCUGAUACCUUUAAGGAAGCUAGAGCUGAUGAAAAGAGAUUCUCUACACCACCCCCCACCAGGAAAGGUUCUGAAAAGAGUAUUUUUGGGAAUUUGUUCUCAAAAGAAGCAUGUGAUCGUCGGUUUCUCAGUUCCGUAACUCCUGAGAUGAGUCCAAGCCAACAUUUUCAUCACAGAGGGAAGGCUAUUUCUGUGGUAACUACAAAUGAGUGGAUGGUUGAUCUUUCAAAGCUGUACCUUGGGCAAAGAUUUGCCUUUGGAGCUCAUAGUAGUUUAUAUUAUGGUAUCUACAAGGAUCAAGCUGUUGCAGUUAAAAUUAUCAGACAACCUGAGGAUGAUGAAAAUGGAGUGAUGGCUGCUAGACUUGAAAAGCAAUUCACUAGGGAAGUCACUCUUCUUUCUCAUCUUUAUCAACGUAAUGUGAUAAAGUUGGUAGGGGCAUGUAAAAAACCACCUGUCUUUUGCAUCAUCACAGAAUAUCUCUCUGGAGGCUCCUUGAGAACAUUCCUUCACAAACUGAAGCAUAAACCACUUUGUUGGCCAAAACUUAUUGCAAUCGCUCUAGAUAUUGCCCGGGGAAUGGAAUACAUUCACUCCCAAGGUGUUAUUCAUCGUGACUUGAAACCAGAGAAUGUUGUCUUUGAUCAAGACUUGUGUGCUAAAAUUGCUGAUUUUGGAAUUGCCUGUGAGGAGGCAUAUUUUGAUAAACUGGCAGAAGAUCCUGGUACCUACCGUUGGAUGGCGCCUGAGAUGAUUAAACAUAAGCCUUAUGGACAUAAAGUUGAUGUGUACAGCUUUGGCCUAGUUCUUUGGGAGAUGGUGACAGGAACUAUUCCUUAUGAAGAAAUGAUGCCUAUCCAAGCAGCUUUUGCUGUGGUUGACAAGAACCUGAGGCCAAUCAUUCCCUCUGAAUGCCCAGCAGCCUUCCGAGCUUUGAUUGAGCAAUGUUGGGCAUUGCAUCCAGAGAAGAGGCCUGAGUUCUGGCAGAUCGUAAAGAUGUUAGAACAGUUUGAAUUCUCUCUUGCUCAAGAUGGAACACUUGACCACAUAGCAAACCUACCAUGUCAUGAGCGCAAGAAACAGCUGGUUAACUGGAUCCAAAAGCUUAAACCCUUGCAAGCUGAUUGUUCAGGACACAAGAUGAUGCCUAAACUUAGGAACAAGCAAUCUUAAGGAUGACAUGCCAUUGUAAAAGAUAUCAAAACUCCAGUUAUAAACAUCUCAAAUUCCUUGAAGUUGUGUGUUUGGCCGGCUUAGCUGUGGUGACAACAAGGUCUAUUAUAUGAUUAAUAAAGUCCAAUUUACAAUGAUGCUUUGUGAACACUUCAAAAUGAACCAUCUUGUCCAUGAGCUUCCCCAGCCUCUCUGCCCCCUGCCCGGGUUUAAGCAAUGAAGAAUCC